UAAAAAAAUCGAUCCAAUCUAGCCCAAUAUAUUGGGCUGAAUAGCCCUAAGGAUAACCCAACCCAACCAACCAACCAAGAUUUAUUAAGGUCAAACCACAAAAGUCAAAGGAAGGUCCCAAUCCAAAGAAACUCAUCAAUAAUUACAAAAAUUCAAAUUCCAUAGCCGUUGUUACAUAUCUUGAAACCAACUUAUUACGAUCUUACGGAACUCAACAAACUAUAUUUUCCCACUUUUUAGUUUUUUUUUUUUUAUUUCUUUUUGUCCUUUUUCUAAAAGGGUAAUUAAGGCAAAUUUAAAUUAUUUGAACCGCGAACCUAAUCCUCACCGUCCAAUCUACAACCUAUUUUCAAAUCCAAAUAAUCUCAACCCUCAAUUUUCAAAUCCAAAAUUCAAUUUUCACUCUCUUCAUUGUCUUCAAGUUCAAACUUCAGAGUGAACUAAAAAUGUCGGAGUGAGGAAGAGAGAGAAACUCAGUGAGUAAGUGAGGAGAGAGAAAUUAGAUUAACAAUUUCAAAAUCAUGUUUGAUUGAUUAAUUCAAAUUUUAGGGAAAAUACCCUUUAAUUUUUUCAAAAUUUUCAUCGAUUUUUUUUUAAGGAUUUUAUUCAAAAUUUGGGGAAAUAAGCAGCUGAAUUUGAGCCACAUUUUAGAAAACAAUUUCAGGGUUUCGUCCGUUGCAUAUUUUGUUUCUUAAUUCGUCAGUCAGGAUGAUGCGGGAUUUCAAGUUAUCGCGUCGUAAUCCCGAAAAGAAUGAAGAAAUUGAGAAUGUACCUAUAAACCCUAAUGACCCAUCUGUUAAUUUAAGCAAUUUAGAUGCUAGUAGAGCUCCACUAGUUAAUUUAGAUCAAGAAGUGAGUGUUGUUAAGAGUAAAUUUGAGAGAACACCUGUGAAAUCAAAGGUUAAAACCUCGGAACCUCUUCGGACCCCGGAGAGGCAAGGGUUUGGGACUUUAGGAAUGAAGAGGUUCGGGUUUUCGGGUGUGGUUGAUGAUGGUAAGUCUGAGAUGAGUAGUUAUUUGGGAUUGGGACAAUCUGGUAGAAAUGGAGGUUCAUUGAAUUUGACACCUAGGGUUAAUGCUAAUGGGAGGAAUUAUAGUGGGUGUUCUGAGAGUACUUCAACUACUACUCAGACUACACCAACUAAGAGUGUGAGUAAGCCUCCAAACCCUGGGUAUGCUGCACCAAUGAGUAGCCAACGAUAUCCUGGAAAUAGCAGUGUUCGUGUUGUGAAUUAUCCCGCGUUGUCUAGGAGGUUUUCGGUGUCUGGUGCUCAGCAAUGUGUUGUUGAUAGUGCUGAUGUUCCACAUUUUGAUCUCAAAGAGGAUCCGUCAUUUUGGAUGGAUCACAAUGUACAGGUUAUAUUAAGGGUUCGACCCCUCAACAGUGUUGAGAAAAAUACACAAGGAUACAAUAGAUGCGUGAGACAGGAGAGUGCACAGAGCAUUACUUGGAUUGGGCAGCCAGAAACUCGAUUUACAUUUGAUCAUGUAGCAUGUGAAACAGUAGAUCAGGAGAUGCUUUUUAGGAUGGCUGGCUUGCCAAUGGUAGAGAAUUGUUUGUCUGGAUAUAACAGCUGCAUGUUUGCCUACGGGCAGACUGGAAGUGGAAAAACUUACACAAUGCUUGGGGAAAUGGAUGGUGUUGAAUUCACACCUAGUGCACAUCGUGGAAUGACACCAAGAAUAUUUGAAUUCUUGUUUGCUAGAAUCAGAGCAGAAGAGGAAAGCCGAAGUGAUGAGAAAUUGAAGUACAGCUGCAGGUGCUCUUUCUUAGAGAUUUAUAAUGAGCAGAUUACAGAUCUCCUUGAUCCAUCAUCAACAAAUUUGCUUCUUCGUGAAGAUGUUAACAAUGGUGUGUAUGUAGAAAAUCUUUCGGAAUUUGAGGUUCACACUGUAGGCGAUAUCCUGAGACUCCUGAUCCAGGGUUCCUCAAAUAGGAAAGUUGCUGCAACUAAUAUGAAUAGAGAGAGCAGCAGGUCUCACAGUGUAUUCACAUGUGUAAUCGAGAGUAAGUGGGAGAGGGAUUCAACAACUAACCUACGAUUUGCUAGACUUAAUCUUGUCGAUCUGGCUGGUUCAGAAAGGCAAAAAUCAUCUGGCGCUGAAGGUGAACGACUGAAAGAAGCUGCAAAUAUUAACAAAUCCUUGUCAACAUUGGGUCAUGUAAUAAUGCUUCUAGUGGAUAUAGCUCAUGGGAAGCCAAGGCAUGUUCCUUACAGAGAUUCAAGGCUGACCUUUCUUCUUCAGGAUUCACUUGGUGGUAAUUCAAAAACCAUGAUAAUUGCCAACAUAAGCCCUUCUAUCUGCUGCGUUUCUGAAACACUUAACACACUAAAAUUUGCUCAAAGAGCAAAAUUGAUUCAAAACAAUGCUGUGGUGAAUGAAGAUUCUUCCGGGGAUGUUGCUAUGCUACAUCACCAAAUAUGGCUUUUAAAAGAGGAGCUUUCUGCUUUGAAACGUCAACAUCUUUCUCGAGCUUUGACAUUCGAUCCCUGUAUGGUGAGAGUCCAGGAAAACACUGACAUUGGAAGUAGAAAAGAAGACGAACAGCCUGGAGAGUCGCCCGGGUGUGAAUCCAAGGGGAACCUACAAUUGUCUUCCAAACAGUUAAAAUCCAUGGAGUUGAUGCUUGCUGGAGCCUUGAGAAGGGAGCAGAUGUCAGAAAGUUCCAUCAAGAAGCUUGAAGCUGAAAUUGAGCAGUUGAAUCGUUUGGUUCGUCAAAGAGAAGAGGACGCUAGAUGCAGUAAAAUGAUGCUUAAGUUCCGUGAAGACAAGAUUCAAAGAAUGGAGUCCCUUGUGGGUGAUUUGAAACCAGUGGAUGCUUAUCUGCUUGAAGAAAAUGCUGCGCUCUCAGAAGAGAUUCAACUGUUGCGAGCUAAAGUUGAUCGGAACCCAGAAGUGACCCGGUUUGCUGUGGAGAAUAUUCGGCUUCUAGAGCAGCUUAGAAGAUUUCAAGACUUUUAUGAGGAAGGUGAAAGAGAUAUGUUACUGCAAGAGAUAUCUGAGCUGCGGGCCCAGCUUAUCCGCUCUCUUGAUAACAUUAACCAGCAGCAUAACCAUGGAGACCUGGUUCAAGUGGUGCAGGAAGUUCCAAAUAACAGCAAAGAAGCUGAAAGUGUCCAUUCCGAGUUAACUUGUACAAAGAAAGAGUUAGAAGAGUGCCAAAGCAAGCUUAAGUCUUGCCUAGAAACUAAUGCAAAACUAAGCAGAGAAAUCAAGGACUUACAAGCUUAUUUUAAGAAUAAAGAAGCAGAAAUACAUGAUGAAAUUCUAAUUCCUGGUACAAUGAAGAAAAUGCAAGUUCCAUGUCUCGGAGUUCAAGCAAUUGAUGCAGUUGAUGAAAAGAGUUCCAAUAAGGAUAGAGAUCAGGCAAGAUAUGCUGAAGAAUUAGUGAAUCUGGAACUAGAGCUGGAUAUACUGAAAAUAAUUCUGAAAGAAGAGAGGAAUUUGCGUGGAAAAGUGGAGGAGACAGUGUCUUCAUUAACUAGAGAUGUCGAAUUGGCAGAAGAGGGAGCGAUAUUAAUAAGGAAGCAGUGGGAAGAUGCCAAAGGGGAUCUAACCGAAGCUAAGUCAGUAAUUGAAGCACUUGAGUCUCAACAACUUUUAUCUAUCAGUGAGAUUGAGGAUCUUAAAAUCCGUAACAGCCAUUAUUUGGAGCUGUUGAACCAGAAGGAACUUCAAGUUGCUGGACUAAGUGAACGAAGACUUGACCAAGAGUCUACCUUCUCAUGUUUAAAGCAGUCUGAAUCUGAAGAUUCUCCCUUGCAGUUACAACUGAAGAGGAUGCAAGCUUCUCUAGACAAGGCCAAACGUUUAAAUACGUGGUACCAAAGUGACCAUGCUUCUCAGAGAUCUAACGAAGAAGAAAUGGAUGAAGUACGGCGGCAAGCUGAGGCAGAAACUGCUGAAGUGAUUGUCUGCUUGCAGGAAGAACUUUCUGUGCUUCAGCACCGUGUGCAGGAGAGUGACUUGAAAGAAAAAGAGGCAGAAAGCAAGCUGCAUACAUUUGAGACCAAUCUGAAGGAACUGCAGGAAUCUUCUGACAUGAUGUCACGUGAGAAUGAAGCUCUACGUCAAAGUCUUGCAGAGAAAAACAUAGAGAUGGAAUCACUGGUGAAAGACUGGGAGACAUUAAGCUGUGAGAUUGAAAAAUCUCUUAUUGAGGGGCAUGAUGCUCUUACAAGUGCCUCUGAUGAACUUGCUUCUGUUUCCCUUUCAAAUAAAAGGGGCUGGAUUUCUGAACAAUUUGGUAAAAUGAUCAGGCAGGUAUCUGACAAAGAAUCAAUAAUUGAACAGCUUAACCGAUGUUUAAAGGAUGCAAAUAGUAGAGCCAGUGACAUGGAAUGUAUGUUGAUGUCUCUUAGAGGUGCAGCAAUGGCCAUGACUGAGUCUCACCAACAAGAGUGUUAUGAGAAGGAGAUUGAAAUACAGCAGCUGAGAGCAGAGUUAUUGGCUCACCUCUCUGCUAAAGAAGAAGAGAUAUACAUGUCUGAGAAGAAGGGUUGUGAAAGCAAAGAAGUUGUGGAAGCCGGAGUGCUUAGCCUGCAAGCAGCUUUCACUGACUUUGAAAAUAAAUGCGAAAGUAAAAUCUUGGCUCUGGAUCAUAAAUUGCACAAGGUUGAAGGAUGUGCUCAAGAAGCUAAAAGCUCUUGGCACCAAAGAAAAGAAUUACUUGAGCUGCAAUUGGUAGAUGCCAAAUCAAUUACUGCUCAAAAUACUGUAGAGACUUCUUGCCUUCUUGCUAAGUUUGAAGAAGCUCAGGACACAAUGGAAGAGGCUGAUAUAAUGAUCAAUGAACUGCUUUUAGCAAAUGAAACAGUGAAAAUUCAAGUAGAAGACCUCAGAAAUAUGAACAACAUGCUAACUACUGAAAGAGACAGUCUAAUUAGUGAAGUAAAGCGACUAAAAUCUGCUAAUGAAUUGAAUGAUCAGACAUGUAGAGAUCUUGAGAAACAACUUGAGACGGAUGUUUCACAAAAUUUGAGUCUUAUUGAGGACUUGCAGGGUAUCAUUUCUCAAAUGCAGAAUACAUCUGAGGAGGCGUUUAUGUCUUUAACCCAUGAUUUUAACUGUAUAAAGUCCCAGCUUCACGAUACUGUCCUAGUGAUGCAUUCAUCACUUGAGGACAUUUGGUCACAGAUUUUCAUGAAGGAUUGUGCUCUUUCAGUGUUACAUCUUUGCCAUAUGGGGGUACUGUUAGAGGCAGUGACAUCAUUGAACGCAGAAAAUGGACUUCUUCACCACAGAAUAUGUGAAUCUGAUGCUGUGGUAUAUGAUUUGAGGGAGCACGACUUGAAAUCAAAAGAGGAGCUUGAAAUCUGCCAAAUGCUCAAGAAGAAGCUGUUGGCUGACUUUAAGAGCAGCUUUGAUCGCAUCGUAAGGAAAGAAGGUGAAACCAGAGAGCUUAACUUGAAGCUGGACCAUUUUCAAGAAAAGCUAUCAAUUCUUCAGCAUCAGGAAGAGUUAAUGUUGGAAAGGUCGAACUUCAUGAGUUCAGAGCUUUCUAGUUUGAUGAUGGAGUUGGGUCAGAGCAAUUCACAAAUGAUGGCAUCCCUAGCCGAACAAGAGGAGCUGUACACUGUUGAACGGCAUUCAAAAGACGUUGAGCAGCUUAUAUUGACUUCCAAGCUUCAGGACUUGGCUGUCAAUUGUGCUUCUAUGCAAAAGGAACAAACAAACUUCCAGUCUGCUUUUGAUUUCUUGAUGUCAGAGGUUGUUAUCCUCCAGAUAACAGCAGAUCUGAGAGAAGAACUCAUGUCUGAAAGGGAAAAAGAUGCCAUUAGAAUGCAGAAAAGAGCUGAUGAAGCUGUGUAUGGUGAGGCACAAGUGUUGAGCCAGAUACAAACACUCAAUGCAGAGAACAAGUCUUUAAGAAAGCAGCUGACCUUGAGGGAGAAUGAUUUCAAGAAUAUGCAGAAUGGGAUGUUUUUACUGCAAUCUUCGUCUCAAGAUCUUCAAAACAACCUAUUGAUGUUGGAAAGAGAAAAUGAAUCAAUGCAAAACCAAUUACUUGAUCUGAAGAGUGAAAAUUGCAUCCUGGGUAAGGAUAUCCAGGAGAAAGACACUAAUAAAAAGUCAUCUACGGGAUUUAUUGAUACACUCAAGAUGGAGAACUCGAGAUUACUAGAGAGAAUUUCUAAUUUGGAGUCUAAAAUUGCCUUCCUUGAAAAUGAUUUGGAUCUGAAAAAGGCAGAGCUUAUUGACUUCCAGUGUGUCCAAUCUUCUACAGUUGAGGCACUGUGCAACAAGAGCCAGGAUUUGGAAAGCUACACCACUAAAGUGAAUGCACUACAGGAAGAGAACCUCAUCUUGAGAAACAAAGUUCGGUCUCUAGAGCAAAGAAACACUGAAGAGCUUAGCUGUUCCAGUUCUAAGGUCGCCAAGUGUGCCAGUUCAUUUGAAACUGCAGAGCUACAGAGUUGCAGGAUGCUUAAACAGCUUGAAGAAAAAAUCAUGAUGAUUCUGAAUCAAAUGUCUGAAGAUGGUUGUCAAAACCUGGAUUUGGUGUCAAGGUUUUUAAAGGAGUUGGAGUUCAUAGACUCUAUGGCCAAUAACCUAGUAUCUGAGAACUUGUCCAUGCAAGAAGAAUUGCUGAGGAAAGACGAGGUUCUGAAUGGAUUGCUGUUUGACCUACGUCUUUUGCAAGAGUCUGCAGCCAACAGUAAAGAUCAAAAGGAUGAGAUUGAAGAACUAGCUGCUGCUUUGGAAUCUACAGAAAGUGAAUUAGCUACCAGAUCACAUGAGCUUGACGGGGCAGUCACCUAUGGACAAAUGCUUGAAGCUAAAGUGAAGAGACAAGGAGAUACUGUAUCUGCAUUAGAAAUGGACUUGGAUAAGGCUAACCAGUCUGUAAACCUGCUCUCUGAUGAGAAUUUGUUGUUGAGGUCUCAAGUUGAGGAUAUGCAGGCAGCAAGAAGCUCUCUUGAGAGAGAAUUGAGCGAGAAAAAGAGCAUAAUUGACAGCUUAGAGAAUGAACUACUUGAAAUGGGAAACACUCUAGGCCAUGUGGAUGAUUUAGUUGAAUCUUUAAAGAGCAACUUGAAUGAAGUAAACAAUGAAAAGGAUCAACUCCAAGAGGAGCGACAGAAUCUAGAAGGAAAGGUGGAAACUGCUAAUGCUCUUGCUGAGGAGAAUGAAGCCAUUGCUGCAGAAGCUCAACAGAUAGCUGAAUCUAGGAGGAUUUAUGCUGAAGAGAAAGAAGAAGAGGUUCAGCUUUUAGAGAAUUCUGUUCAAGAGUUGGAUUCGACAAUCAGUGUAUUGGAAAACAAGCUUGAUGUACUAAAAGGAGAAGCUGAAAGGCAAAGGUUGCAGAGGGAGGAGCUAGAAUUGGAGCUUCAGUCUCUAAAAACCCAGAUGUUGAAUGUUGAAAAUGCUGAUGCUGACAUUAAAAGGCAUUUUGAUGAUAAAUCAAGAAAUCUCCAAGAAGCCUUAAUGCGUAUACAAGUUCUUGAGAAAGAGUUGAAUAAUAAAGACACAGAGAUUGCUAAGUGCAAAGCACAUAUUACUGAGUUGGCACUGCAUGCAGAAGCACAGGCUAGUGAGUACAAACACAAGUUCAAGGAGUUGGAAGCAAUGGUUGAACAACUUAAAUCAGAAGAGGUUUCCAACCAUAAGUUGGAGAAAAAUACCAGCAAAGGGAGGGGAUCUGCCUCCCCUUUCAAGGCUAAGGGUUCAGGUUCUCCUUUCAAACCAAAGGGUUCUGGUUCCCCUUUCAAGUGCAUUGGUCUAGGAUAUCAACUUAGAUCAGAGAAGGAUGAGGACUUUAGUGCUGAAAGGCAACGCAUAGAGGAGCUUGAAGCCUUAGCUUUAAGUAGACAGAAAGAAAUAUUUACGUUAAAUGCAAGAUUAGCCACUGCAGAAAGUAUGACACAUGAUGUAAUCCGAGAUUUACUAGGAGUAAAAAUGGAUAUGAGCAAUUAUGUGACACUGCUAGAUAAACAAGCUGUUAAAAAGAUUGCAGAGAAGGCUCAACUUGAUAAUAUACAGCCGCAGGACCAGGAGGUGGUGAACAAGUUGAAAAAGCAACUCAAUGAGUUUAUUGAAGAAAGGCAAAGAUGGCUCGAAGAAAUUGACAGUAAACGGGCUGAGUUGGUUGCUGCACAGAACGCAUUAGAAAAACACCUCCAGCAAGAGCAGUUCCUUGCCUCGGAAAAUGAAGAUUUAAAGGUAAAGAUACAUAAUAAUAGUGAGAGAGUAACGGAGCUUGAAGGGGAGGUGAAGAAAUUAUCAGGUCAGCAAAACAUCCAACAGCGUAUACACCAUCACACCAAAAUCAAGGAAGAAAACUAUGAGCUGAAAAGCCAAAAUGAAGACCUUUGUCGUAGAUUGCGGAGAGCUGAGUCAUAUCUCACACGUAUAAAGGAAGAACUGGCUCAUUAUCGUUCUUGCAAUGGAAGAAGUCCUUACAUUUCUUUUGACGAGGAACACAGACUAAAGAGAAAAAUAAAGGAGAUCGAACAGGAAAAGCUACACCUGGCACAGACAUUAUUUGAGCUAUAUACAAGCAUUCUAAAGGCUGCAGGAGCUAGGAAACCAGCAUCUGAAGUCAACCAUUCUGCAGCUGAAGAAGCUCUCCAGGAGCUCGCAACUCGAGUGAUUUCAUUGGAGAGAGAAGUUGAUGAUUUAAAAUUAAAGAAUAGGGUCACCAACGAACGAAUCCGAUUAUCAGAGCUUAGGCAAGAUCCUUCACCAUUUAGGUCGAGGUCAGGGGAUAAUCGCCAAACUCCUAGAAGAGGUUCCCAAUCACCAUUUUUUUCGGCACUUGAUCGAUAGGUGAAGCCACAGAGUACUAAUUAGGCCAUGUAUAGCAGUAAGUUAAUAACUUUCUGCAAAAUUGUAAAUAUGUGUAUUCUUUAUUUACCAGUAAAUGUAAGCUUAGUUUGCUGGCUUGUAUAGGUUUAUUCAUUUGUUGUAUGUAACUUAUACGUAUGAUUUUGUUAAAAUCAGUGUUUAUAG
Molecule: messenger RNA, 8955 nt
Organism: Chenopodium quinoa (quinoa)
Lineage: Eukaryota; Viridiplantae; Streptophyta; Magnoliopsida; Caryophyllales; Amaranthaceae
Product: kinesin-like protein KIN-12F
Exons: 37
Coding region: 709-8772 (2687 amino acids)
Biological process (GO): microtubule-based movement
Molecular function (GO): ATP binding; microtubule motor activity; microtubule binding
Source: RefSeq, a predicted model, not a curated record